AUGGACAACGCCUUUGCGGCGAAUGUGGCGCGGUUAGUGGCGCAUGGAGUGGAAGAAGUAGUGGCCAAGUCCGCCAUCACGCGUUUUGAGGGUGAUGGGGACGCUGCUCUGGAUUUUCUGUUGGACACAGAAGAGGGCUGGCAAUUUGCAGCGGACGUGCUGCUGCCACAGGAAUUUGCAGCACAACUAGCGGCCCAACCCAGCGCAGCGCGAUCGAAGCUACGGAAAGUGUUCGCAACCGGCGUGGGUCGAGACGAGUCGGCCUUACAUCUUGUCGUGGCAGACAUUGAAGGAGGAGCAUCCCUGAGAGCUGCCAUCGUUCGGCUCCUGGUGGCCAAGUCAGCGGACGUGGAUGGUCUCUCUGCACAUGGGGACACGCCUCUGCUACUGGCCGUGCGCGCAGCAGGGGCGGCGCACUGCGAUGACCACUUGGCCGUCGUGUCUGAGCUGCUGGCACUCCACGCCGACCCAAAUCUGGGCGACCGCGAGGGCGAGACGCCCCUCAUGGAGGCGGUUUGCACCGAGGACGUGGGAUGCGUCCGUCGGCUCCUAUCAGCUCGGGCGGAUCCGCUCAAGCGCAGCGCUGCCGGCCACAGCGCCAAGGAAUUUUGCGAGAAUGUGUGCAGCAACCGCGAAAUUUCUGAGCUUCUGCAGGCCUGGGAGGACCUCGUGGCACAGGAUCCCAGCCAGGGCCCACAGUUUUUCCGCCUCGACUCCGACAAAGGCUCCGAGACCCCGGAAGGGGGAAAAGGAGAUGGCAGCUCGAGCUCGGAGCCGGCGCCACCGGCAGAGCCCAAAGAUCGAGCGGAAGAUGGCGACCCUACCUCGCCCAAGGAGCCAGCGCCUGAGGAGGAAGUACGGGCUUCUGAGGAGCGGAUGGCCCGGGAGAAGCGCCAAGCGGAAGAGGAAGAAGCCAGGCGUGCAGCGGAAGAAUCUCAGCGAGAGCUGCGCGCAGAGGCAUGUCGGCGCCGAGAGGAGGAGGAGGAGGAGGAAGCCAGGCGCCACGCUGCAGAGAGGCGGCGCGAGGAAGAGGAAGCCGCAGCGGAGGUGCAGGCCCGACAGAAGGCCGAAGAGGAAGCGCAGCGCAGGAGAGAGGAAGAGGAGGCCAGAGAACGUGCCGAAGCUGAAGAGGAGCGAAAGCGGCUCGAGGAGACUCGUCGGCUUGCCGAAGAUGAAGCCGAGCGCCAACGGGAGGUCUGGGACAGGGUCCCCCCUGGCGAAGAGCUUGCCGAAGCUGAAGCAGAGCGCAAGCGCGAAGAGGAGAUGCCAGACGAUGGAGAGAAGGACUUGAGCAAGUUGUCCUGCGAGAUGCUGGAGGCCACCAGGGCAUUCUUGGCGGAUUCAAGCAGUUCCGCGGACACUGCAUUGCUGAGCCAACUCCUGGGGCCGGCCUGCGGUGAGGACUUGGCUGCCGUGGCAACGCAGCUUAAGAUCGAGGGCAACGUCGACUGCUUGCUUGUAAAGCUCGUGGAGCUUCCCGCGGCAGGAUCGUUCGUCCACGAGCUCCUGGCUGUCAACGGAGAUCCCAACGCCACGAAUUUCAUGCAGGAAAGCUUGUUGCUCUUGGCCUCACGUUCCGCCGCCAGCACAGACUUUUCCGACGCGCCAGCAGAUCGCUUGGUAACGGUCCACUGCUUGCUGAGUGGGAGGGCUGAUCCGAACUGGCAGGACUCUCAGGGCGAGACCCCGUUGAUGGAGGCCGCCUGCGCUGGUGACCUCGAGCUUUGUCAGGCCUUGGCAGAGGCUCGGGCCGACAUCCUCCAUGAAAGUGGGUCAGGUGCCAGUGCCCUGGGCUUUGCUGCGGAGCAUCCGACAGUCCUCAGGUUCCUCCGGGACAUGCUCCCGCCCCCGGCCAAAGUGCAGGUCCCGGAGGCUGCUGCUUCAGAGCAGGUCGACCAGAGGAAGGUUGACCAUGUCGAGGGCCCGGCGCCCGCACCGGAGGAGUUCCCAUCCUGGCUCGGAGGUACAGAGAUGGCCUCUGAAGCCCCUACGCGCCCGCCGCGCAGCAAGUCUUUCAGGCCUCCUGUCGCUCCCUCGCUGCCAGAGGCAGCAGCGAUGCACAAUGCCAAGGCCGUGUCCGCAGCGCUGGCUCAGCUUCCCGCGGGCGGCGCCGAUGUUCUGAACCGCGUGGACGCAGAUGGCUACACCCCGCUGCAUCUGUGCCUGCUCGCGCCGCCACUGUCGCAGGAGCGCUUGGCGUGUGCAGCGCAGCUGGAGACCGCUCGGCUCCUCAUCGACGCACACGCUCGGCCCGAUUGCCCAAGCCAACGAGGUGAACUGCCUUUGCAGAUGGCUGCCGCCAUGCCGUUCAACGGCAAGACGAUGCUUCGGCUGCUGCUGCAGGCAAAGGCCACCGUGGAUGGAGAUGCCGACGAGGAGGCGCUCUUCCACCGCCUACAGGCGUCCAGACCCAAAGCGACCUCCACCACCAAGAGGUCUGGGCCCAGCGAACGGGAGGUCCUUCUGCGCGCGGCCGAGGCGCACGACGCCCAGCGCGUCGCCGAACUGCUGGAGUCGGCAAGGGACCCCGACUUGGCAGACCUGGAGGACGCCGAUGGACACCGGCCUCUACACCGCUGCCUCCUCGCCCCGCCGCAUGAGGGCAGAUGGCCAGCGCUGCUUCAGACGAUGAAGGUGCUUCUGGCUGCUCGCGCAUCGCCCAACGCAGCGAGCCGGGAGUCUGAGACGCCCCUGCUUCUGGCCAUUCGCAGCCUGGGGGGCGCUCUGGGAGACGAAGGUCAGCGGCUGCAGAUCCUGCGGCAGCUUCUGAAGGCCAAUGCGGACAGCAACCAAGGUGACUUGCAGGACACCACGCCGCUGAUGGAGGCGGUGCGCGCAGGAGAUGCCGAGGUCUGCCAGCUGCUGCUGGACCGCGGCUGUGCCGCCGACCGCUGUGGCGGCGCACGGGGUCUUUCAGCGAUCGACGCGGCGUGGCAGCCUGCGUGCCCACGAGCUGUUCGAGCCGUCUUUGAGGCACAGGGCUUGACGCCCUCCAGCCAACGCGAGGCGACAGGGGCCCACCUCGACGCAGCGCAGAGCAAGGUGACUCUACGCCACGUGUCCACACUCCUGGAACGGACGGUGUGUGUGCCUGUAAGUGCUUGCAUCCGUGAUGUGAAGAAGCUCAUCGUCCGCCUUACAAAUCGAGGGUCCUGGCGACGCGUGGCCUUGCUGUCGGAGUGCGGAAGAGCGCUGUGCGACAGCGACAGCUUGGGUGGCCGAGUCUUGCUGCUGGUCGCGGACGCCCGCUCCGUUGAGGCACAGAAGGCUGCCGAGAUGCUCCUGCCCGAAGAGGAGCGCUGGCCGAAGUGGAGCCAGGAGGAGCUCAGCGCUGAGGCGGCCCGGCGUGGUCUGAGCUUACAGCGGUGCGGGGAGGUGCCGACGCGCGAGAGCCUCCUCGCCUGCCUCCUGCAGGUGAAGAAAUGGGAGUCGCAACCUUCCGCCGAGCUCCGCGCAGAGGCCCUCCGUCGAGGGCUGCCAGGAGAGUCGUCCACCGAUCGCGUCGAGCUACUGGAGCUGCUGCUGCAAGACCUGUGCUGGGAGCACAUGGGCCAGGAGGCGCUGGAGGAGGAGUGUCGGCUGCAGGGCAUCGCGCAACCCGAGGCGCAGGAGACGCAGCUGCUACUGCGCGCGAUGCGCAGCCGCCUUCGCCAGGCUCUGCGUUGGUCGACUCUCGAUACGGAGAAGCUGCGGGAGGCGUGCGAAAUGCGACACAUGGCCUCCCAAGGCUGCACGCGAUCGCAGCUUCUGGACUCGCUGAAGACCUUUAAGGUGAUGCCGAAGCCCAAGCCCAAGCCGAAGCCGAAGCCAGAGACGAGGCCGCCUUCCAGACCUGCACCGCCCCCAAGGCCCUCGGCCGCCUCUGCAUCCUCGGCCGGUCCCCCGCAGGUCGAUGAGGAUGGGUCGGUGCAGUACCCCGAUUGGAUGACGGACCGCGUACGGCGACUCUGUGCGAAGUACCCCAACUUCUCUGGAGAGUUCCUGCAGGAAAUGGAGGACUGGCAAGAUCAGGAUGUGGAGAUGUACCUAUAUUCCAACGGGUUCCUCAAGCCUGGCAAGAAGAAGGGCCGGCCGCGCCCUGCCGUGCCGCUGUCGGUGCAUUUUGCCGCCCUUGGGCUCGAGCAGACCGCCUCAGCCACUGAGGUGCGCAAGGCCUAUCGGCGAUUGGCAUUAGUGUACCACCCAGACAAGAACCCCGAGGAUCCGGAAGCCGCCGCGGAGACUUUCCGACGCCUCGCAGAGGCAUACGAGGCCCUGGCGACCCACUUCUCCGGGCCGGGGGGGCAGCCAUCUUCCGACGUGGCCGGUUGA
Messenger RNA from Symbiodinium natans, 4311 nucleotides. The record is from the annotation of a GenBank genome assembly. NCBI's taxonomy places the organism in Eukaryota, Dinophyceae, Suessiales, Symbiodiniaceae.